UUAGUACGGUUCAUUCCACCUCUAGAGACAACAAGUGUCACUGGAGACAUGUUUUACCGGGACAACAAGACGUAACAGUACUUUACGGGACUAUCUUUUCUCUCUCUCUCAUUCCGUGUUCUUUUACCGUUUUAUUUGGAGUGCGUUUUGCAAGGACUAGUCUCAAGACAUGCUGUGGAGAGCGGGGCUCGUGUUGCUGCUGUGUUGGGGCAGCACCGGGGAGCUACGUCAUCAACCCCGGGACUCCCCGGAAUGUGAAGACCCGACGAACAAACUGCAGGCAGACUCCGCGUCCGUGAGCACGCGGCAGCAGCGGUCCCCGCCGCCGGUAGAACCCCUAGACUUUGGGUUCGUGCCCUCCGGUGUGUACGAAACGCACGCCUACUACGAGCCCGGUGCCAUCGGUGUUCUGUUCCACAUGGUGCACGCGUUCCUUUACGUGGUCCAACCGAACCCCUUCCCGAAAGAUCUCAUCGUAAAAGUCAUCCAACAGAACAUGGGAGGGAUAAAACUGGAAGACUAUCGCAAGCCAGAGAACGUUGUCUUAAUGCUACAGACGAUCUACUAUGAGGCGGGCUUCCUGUUGUGUGUGAGUCUGGGCUGUGUAUUCCUGGUGUUGACCCCCGUGGUAGGACUGUGUUUCUGUGUGUGUCGCUGCUGUGAGAACUGUGGAGGGGAGAUGCACCAGAGACAGGGGAAGAACCCAGACUGUCAGAGAGGAUUCUACACGGCCGCUCUCAUCACCACCUCCGUAUUCAUCACGACUGGGGUGCUGAUAGCGCAUGCUGCCAACCACAACAUCACGUCUCAGAUCAAGUCAACACGCCGUUUCAUCAGCACCAACAUGAGAGACCUGAAGACCUUCGCGAACAACACACCGUCGCAAAUAGACCAUCUGACGGCCCAGUACACUACAGCUAAGAAUAAAGUCCUGUCUGACCUGGACAACAUCGGGCCUCUGUUGGGUGGGAGGAUCCAGACUCAGCUGGAGAAGGAGGUCGUUCCUUCUCUGGACACAGCUCUGCGCAUGGCUGGAGCUCUGCGUGAGUCUAAGGAGGCGUUGGAGAGUGUUAGUUCUUCGUUGGAUGUUCUUCAUGAGGGAACGUCUCGUCUGGCGCUCCGUCUGACGUAUGAACGGACCUCCCUGUCCAACACCUUGUCUGAUCCGGCCUGCACUAAUGGAGCUGUGUCACGCGCCUGCAACAACAUCCGCAUUACACUGCCACAGCUGGGAAUCAACAGCAACUUCUCUGGGUUACCAGACGUCAGUCCCCAGUUGGCCAGUUUAGAGAUUGUCUUGAAGACAGACCUCAGCAACAUUUUACAGAAGGGUUAUUCAUCCUUCAAUGACACCCCCAGACUGGUCCAACAGCAGACUAAGAAUGUAGUAGCAGGAGUGAAGGCCAUGCUGGAUGAAAUAGGAGUAGAGAUAAUAGGUUUCUCUAAGAUGUUCCCAGUGGAAGCAUCUCUGGCCAACUUCACCAUCUUCCUGAGUCAGGGCCAGAAGAACAUGGAGGCCUACUACCCUCAGAUAGACCAGCUGGACUUCUACAGGUGGAUAGGCUGUCUGGCCGUGCUGUGUUCAGUGGUGUAUAUAACAGUGUUUAUUACAGGUGGAUAGGCUGUGUGGCCGUGC
Oncorhynchus keta (chum salmon) is the source of this 1636-nucleotide messenger RNA. Its product is annotated as prominin-1-A-like. The record is from RefSeq and is a predicted model, not a curated record. NCBI's taxonomy places the organism in Eukaryota, Metazoa, Chordata, Actinopteri, Salmoniformes, Salmonidae. Gene Ontology annotation, cellular component: cell surface; microvillus; apical plasma membrane. Gene Ontology annotation, molecular function: cholesterol binding. The transcript has 12 exons. Bases 170 to 1621 code for a protein of 483 amino acids.